AUGUUUUAUACGCAGGCAUCCAGAAUAUUGCACCACGAUAAUCGGAGAAUUCCUUUCGAUAAUUCAAAUUUUCCUUUUGUUAAAUUCUAUUGUCGUCUAAAUUCAUAUUCUUCCUUUAUUCUUUCUUUUACAAGGUCUCUCGUCGUUAAUAAGCAUCACUACCUUUCUUUACGAUCAUUCUUUCUUUGCCCACUCACUAUUUUCUUUUAUACUCAUCUCUUCCUGUCCUGUAUUUUGUUCUUUCUUUUACAGUCUUUCUCUCUAAAUCUUCUUUUCUUUUUUCUUUCUUUUACACAAAUAUAUUUCUUUCUAUUUCCCUUCGUUCUUUCUUUCUUACUUCCUUUUAUAUAUUCCUUUCUCUUUUACUUUCUUUCUUUCACUCAAAUAAUUCCCUUUAUAUUUUCCUUCUUUAUUUCUUUUUUCUUUCUUUCUUUCUUACUUCCUUCUUUUCUUUCUUUUACACAAAUUAAUUCGAAUCUAUUUUACUUCCUUUCUUUCUUUUACACUAAUAAAUUGGUUUCAGAUUUCUUUCUUUCUUUCUUUAUUCCUUUUUAUUUUAUUUCUUUUAUUGUUACUUUUUUUUCAUAUAUUCAUUCUCUAUUCAUUCUUUUUAUAUUUUAUCUUGCUUUCAUAUGUUCAUUUUCAUUUUUUUUUAUUUUUUCUUCUUCUUUCCUUCUUCCUAUCUUCCUUUCAUAUGCCUAUUAUGUAUUCAAUCUUUUUAUUAUAUUUUUUUUAUUUUUACAUAUAUUCAUUCUCGAUUCAUUCUUUCUUCUUUCUUUCACACGUUCAUUGUCUAUUAAUUUUUUUUUUCUUUCUUUUAUAUAUUCAUUCUCCAUAAUUUUUUUCUUUCUUUGUUUCUUUCUUUUUUUUUUUCUGUCUUUCUUUCAUAUAUUCAUUCUCGAUCCAUUAUUUUUCUUUUCUUUCUUUUUUCUUUAUUUCUUUCGUAUGUUCAUUCUCGAUUCAUUCUUUUUUAUUUUCUUUCGUAUUUCUUUCUCUCUUCCUUUCGUAUGUUCAUUCUCGAUUCAUUAUUUUUAUUUUCUUUAUUUCUCUCUUUCUUUCAUAUGUUCAUUCUCGAUUCAUUCUUUUUUAUUUUCUUUCGUAUUUCUUUCUUUCUUUCAUAUGUUUAUUCUCGAUUCAUUGUUUUUCCUUCUUUCUUUCUCUCUUUCUUUCGUAUAUUUAUUCUCUAUUCAUUCUUUUUUAUUUAUUUCUUCUUUCUUUCUCUCUUUCUUUCGUAUAUUUAUUCUCUAUUCAUUCUUUUUUAUUUAUUUCUUCUUUCUUUCUCUCUUUCUUUCGUAUGUUCAUUCUCGAUUCAUUCUUCUUUCUUUCUUUCUUUUUUCUUUCUUUCUUUCUUUCUUUCUGUUUCGCUGUUAUUUUCCUCGACUACAUUUUCCAUGUUUUUGCUUUUUUUAUCGUUUAAAUUCGUUUUGUCGCUGUUAUGAUGUAAAAUUCUUCUGGCUCGUUGUCAUCUUUUUAUUCUCUUUCUCUUUCUCUUUCUCUUUCUUUCUCUUUCUCUUCCUCUUUCCUUUCUCCUCUUCGUUGUUCUUUUUUUCUCUUUCUUUCGUUCUUCUUUUCUUUUUUGUUAUUCUUUGA
Acanthosepion pharaonis is the source of this 1590-nucleotide messenger RNA. Lineage: Eukaryota; Metazoa; Mollusca; Cephalopoda; Sepiida; Sepiidae. The record is from the annotation of a GenBank genome assembly.